Messenger RNA from Arabidopsis thaliana (thale cress), 1315 nucleotides. RefSeq names its product protein CTF7 (gene CTF7). The transcript has 6 exons. Bases 221 to 1258 code for a protein of 345 amino acids. Lineage: Eukaryota; Viridiplantae; Streptophyta; Magnoliopsida; Brassicales; Brassicaceae. Gene Ontology annotation, cellular component: nucleus; cytoplasm. The record is from RefSeq and is marked reviewed.
CCCUCAAUUAUCCAGUGUCAUUUUCUGCUUUCUUGAGCUGUUUGGUUUACAAAAAUUUAGGUAGGAAUCGGCAUAAGAUUAAAUCUUAUUUGACAGAAAAUUCCAUUAUCGCCAAAAAUUUCAAUCAAUAGGCGCCAAACAUUUCAAUCAAUAGGCGCCAAAAUUGGAGAAGUAAAGGGAAAAACACAAACGUAACAAGGAUUCGAGCUCUCUCUAGACGAUGCAAGCCAAAAUCAAUUCUUUCUUCAAGCCCUCCUCUUCUUCUUCUAUCGCUGCCUCAGUAACAACAGACACAGACGAUGGUUUAGCUGUCUGGGAGAACAAUCGGAACGCCAUCGUCAACACCUACCAGCGUCGAUCUGCGAUUACCGAAAGAAGUGAAGUGCUUAAAGGAUGCAUCGAAAAGACGCUGAAGAAAGGAUCUUCUUCUGUACCUAAAAAUCACAAAAAGAAGCGUAAUUAUACACAAUUCCACUUAGAGUUGGGCCAAUCUGAUUUUCUUCUCAGACAUUGCGCAGAAUGUGGAGCUAAGUAUGCUCCUGGAGAUGAAUUAGAUGAGAAGAACCAUCAAAGUUUUCACAAGGACUAUAUGUAUGGACUCCCUUUUAAGGGUUGGCAGAACGAGAAAGCGUUUACAUCACCUUUGUUCAUCAAGAACCGCAUCGUUAUGGUAUCAGAAAAUGAUUCCCCUGCACACAGAAACAAGGUGCAAGAGGUUGUGAAAAUGAUGGAGGUUGAGUUGGGUGAGGAUUGGAUUCUUCACCAACAUUGUAAGGUUUAUCUAUUCAUAUCCUCUCAGAGGAUCUCUGGAUGUCUAGUUGCUGAACCAAUUAAGGAAGCAUUUAAGCUCAUAGCUUCUCCUGAUGAUGAAAGACAGUUACAAAAAGAGAGCUCAUCCUCGCCUUCAACCUCCAUUCAGUUUGGAAACAUUGUUCUACAAAGAGAGGUAUCGAAAAGAUGUCGAACAUCAGAUGAUAGAUUAGAUAACGGAGUCAUUGUAUGUGAAGAAGAAGCUAAACCAGCUGUUUGUGGGAUUAGAGCGAUUUGGGUCUCACCUUCUAAUAGAAGAAAAGGCAUAGCCACAUGGUUACUCGAUACCACGAGGGAAAGCUUUUGCAACAAUGGGUGCAUGCUGGAGAAAUCUCAGUUAGCAUUUUCACAACCAAGCUCCAUAGGAAGAUCUUUUGGAUCUAAAUAUUUUGGAACUUGUUCAUUCUUACUUUACAAAGCUCAGCUAAUUGAUACUCACUUUUCUUAAACGGCAUAGGUUUCAUCACAUCACAACCAUCAUCUUCACUGUUACUCCUAUUUGUCU